UAGUACAGUAACAAAGUAUUUUUACUCCGUUACAUUACAACACUGAUCAGAUCACACGGUGCCUCACAGACUGCUGAGUCAUCUUCACCACCUAAAAUAGGUACAUGAGCAUCAGAACUGGAACAUGGACCAAUAGAAGAAGGGGACCUGGUCUGAUGAAUUAAGUUUUCUUUUCUAUCAAGUGGAUGGCCAUGUGUGGUGUCAGAUGAUUUGGAUCCAGGAAAGUUGGCAGAGGCAGUGAGAUGCAAUGGGAAAUGUUCUGCUGGGAAACCUUAGGUCCUGCCAUUCAUGUUUAAUGUGACUUUGACAUGUACCACCUGCCUAAAAACACAUCGGGGACUAUUGAGGGCCAGGGGUCUGAGGAUUUCACGCUGGUACUUAAUAUCAGUCGGCUAGCACUUAGAGGUCUGUGUCACAUUCCUUCCCAGAAAGCCACUGAUCCUGCACCUAACUGGUCAAGCUGAUAUGCAAACAGCACAAAAUUUCCCAUUGCAUCUCCAGACUCAUUCCUGUCUGUCAGAUAUGCUAAGUGUGAACCUGACCUUAUCUGUAAGGAGAACUGGGAGCAAAUGGUGGACCUGCCAAUUCUGGUUUUAUCUGGCAAAUGCCAGUUGGGCUGCACAUUGCUUUUCUGUGAGCACAUGUCCCACUAAAGAAUAUCAGACCUUCGUGGAGUCUGUUUGGUAAGAAACAUGCACGCCAGUAUCCUGUUGGGCGUCAUUUUGUAUGGCUCUUGUAGUGCUCCUCCAGUUCCUCCACCAGAUACUGGUCCUCCUGCUGGGUUGUUGCCCUUCUACAGCUCUGUCCAGCUCCCCUCAUGACCCAGCCUGUCUCUCUGUAAUUCCUCCAUGAUCUUGAAACUGUUCUGGGAGACACAUCAAACCUCCUUGUGAGUAGCUUGAGUACCUGUGCAACCUGAUCAGGUUACCGGUGUUGCCUCAUGCUGCAAAUAGUGACAAUGAGCUAAAUCAGUCAAAAAGUAUAAGGAGUUAGAGAUUGUCUGUGGCCACCACCUGCAACUCCAUGCCCUUUUUAAGGGUUGUCUUGCUGUUGCACCUGAUGUCACUUUCAUUUGCAUCAAAGCAGACUUGUGCGAUUCCUAACAUUCUAACGUCUCCUUCGGUUUCUUUAACAGUGUAUUUAUAAAGAUGUGAACAUCCAGCUCACCUUUAUAACUACGCCUGUGGCUGUUAAACCAGAACUGGCCUUGACCGAGCCCUGUCAGUGCAUAUUAUAUACACCUGCCUUUGGAAAGAUUUCCGGUGAUGGGCAGCAAAACACAUUUAUGUGAUUCUGGAUGUUCUGUUAUAUUCCUUGUAUGAAACGUCAGGCUUUGAGUAAAAUAAACUGCUACAUCAAGUUCCUCAGACCUGUAUGAAGGAUAUGAAGACUGUAUUGUCGCUGUCGGGCGGAAACCUCCUAUGUCCAAAUUUUGUCAACUUCGUAUUUUUUCACAUAUCGAUGCGAGCGGUCAGUCCCCACGUGGGUCUGUUAUUUUUACAAGUUAUUAACCAAUCUAAAGUCUUGAAAAUAGCUUGAGUGCAAAUCUCUUAACUCGAUCGGACACUUCAACUGUCUGAGAAAUCUCGUAACUCCGCCUCUUCUUCACUCCGCGGGAGAGCUUCGGGCAUAUUUCUCCUCAAGAGUCGCAACGAAUCAACAAGUCUUCUGAGGAACUAUGUCAGAUGGUCAAUGUGCCAUAUGAUCAGGCAAGGCCCUAGUGAGAGCUCUGAUGGAGAGAGGAAGCAACAGUGGUGCAGGAUACAUUGGUGCGGGACACAGUGGUGCAGGAUACAGUGGUGCAAGACACAGUGGUGCAUGCUGAUUUCUCUGGUGGUCUGGAAGGAGAGGAGGCCUCGCUGCUGGCUGCAGAGCAGGUGCAGUUUGACACAGUUUGCCAUGGUGGAAGCGAAGAGGACCUGGAUGCAGAGAAUUUGUGUUCGGACGCUGAGGAAGACGCACCUCUAAGGAAAAGACUGAGAGCUGAAAACACCUGGAAGAAAGUCAUCAACAAGAAAAGAAGAAUGGUUGGGAAGUCAUACACUGGAAAACAGAAGCAGAAGGAAAUCAUGAGGGAGCCACGGGCUAUGGGGCCUAGAUGUUCAUCAGCAGCAUGUGCCAAGUCAGCUAAACAUCACUGCAGUGCAAUCAGCGAGCCUGAGAGGAAUAGCAUUUUCAAUUACUUUUGGCGACAUAUGACCUGGGAGGAGAAGAGGAUGUAUGUGCAUGGUCUAAUCGAUGUGGUCCCCGUGCAAAGGAGAAGGGGGAUUGAAAAUUCCCGAAGAUCAAAUUCCCUGUUGUUUUUUUUACCGGUCAGCGGGCAGAGAAGACGCGUCUGCAAAAGUAUGUUUCUGUCUACCCUAGGAAUAGGCGAGUGGUCUGCCCUAAACUGGGCAAAGGAGGGGUACACGCAAGCAGACACUGAGGGACAAACACACAGCGACGCACGUCGUUCAGCGGCAGGCCAUGAAUUCAUCCGCAGCUUUCUGCAGGACCUGCCAAAGGUGCCCUCACACUACUGUAGAUCCACAACAUCCAAACAGUUUCUGGAACCCGUGUUUCAGUCGAUAGCUGAUCUGUAUGCAGUGUAUUGUCGCGCUGCAGCAGAGAAGAAUGUAACACCUUUGUCAAGGCAAGUGUUCACAGAUGAGUUCAAGCGUCUCGACCUAGGCAUUUACCACCCAAAAAAGGACCAGUGCAACAUCUGUUGUGCUUUCAAGACCGGCGACUUACCUGAUGACGAGUGGCAGCACCACCUCCUUCUAAAAGAAGAGGCCCGCACCGAAAAGCUGUCCGACAAACACAAGGCCAGCAACAAGAUCAUGGUCAUAUGUAUGGACUUACAAGCCCUCCUUUUGUGCCCAAAGCUAAAAGCCUCUGCCUUGUAUUAUAAAACAAAGCUUGCAGUUCACAAUUUCACUGUGUACAACAUGCUGACACACAGUGCUACGUGUUAUGUCUGGCAUGAAGGUGAGGGAUCCCUGUCUGCCAGUGAGUUUGCUUCAUGCAUUGUUGACUACCUGUCUGCACACACCGAGCCUGACACAUUUAUCCUGUGGAGUGACGGCUGCGGGUAUCGGAACAGGAAUGCAGUUCUAAGCAACGCACUACUUCUGUUCUCCAUGAAGGAAAACAAAGUCGUCAUUCAGAAGUACCUCGAGAAAGGGCAUACUCAGAUGGAAUGCGACUCCGUUCACGGCGUCAUCCAGAGGCGUCUGAGGGACCAGGAUGUGUAUCUCCCAGCUGAGUAUGUUAACUUGAUGAAGAGGGCCCGUGUGAAGCCUCAUCCAUACGAAGUCAAGUACAUCGACCACACCUUCUUCCAGGACUUCACCAAGCUGAGGCUCUGUAACUCCCUUUGCCCUGGAGUAAGGCCUGGUGACCUAACUGUCCAUGAUAUCAGAGCCAUCAGGUACAACAACAACGGAACGAUGGACUUGAAAACAAACCAUUCUGACGACUGGCGUCCACACUCGAGUCCCAAACUCCGAAACUCCACCUCAGACAGCCACGCAGUCACCCCACUCUAUUCAGACAGCCUGAAGAUCACAGAGCUGAAAUUUAAACACCUCCAAGACCUGAAGGAAGUCAUCCCAAAGGACUUUCACAGCUUUUAUGACAAUUUGCUUCACUAGUUUUGCUACAAACACAAAUACACUCAGCAAUGUGCUUAGUAAAGCAAGCCUUAAAGGGAUAGUUCACCCAAAAAUAAAAAUUGUCAUCAUUUACUCACC
Tachysurus fulvidraco (yellow catfish) is the source of this 3734-nucleotide messenger RNA. RefSeq lists its product as uncharacterized. The record is from RefSeq and is a predicted model, not a curated record. The coding region runs from base 2025 to 3635 and encodes 536 amino acids. The transcript has 5 exons. NCBI's taxonomy places the organism in Eukaryota, Metazoa, Chordata, Actinopteri, Siluriformes, Bagridae.